AUGUUUCUUUCUUCGCCUGUUGUUGGUUCAAACGUUCGAGGACCGAAAUCUUUCCAAGACCUGAGAACGGUGGAUGGCGUGAUCUAUGAGACUCACAGGGAAGCUUGCUUGGCGUUGAAACUUCUGGAGAACGAUUCUCAUUGGGAUUUGACAUUGGCUGAAGCCGCGGACACCGCAUACCCGCAACAAAUACGUACGUUAUUUGCUAUUAUAUUGACAACCUGUUCUCCAUCGAAUCCCCGAGAUCUCUGGGAGAAAUAUAAAAAUCAUUUGACCGAAGAUAUACUGAGAGAUCGGCGGCGAGAAAUCCAUGAUCCUAAUCUUCCGUUUUCAUUGAACAUGUUCAAUGAGGCCUUGAUUUUAAUCGAAGAUUCCUGCUUAUCCAUUAUGAACCGACGAUUGAAUCAACUCGGAUUGUUCGCACCUGAUAGAUCAGGAAAUAGAAUUUCUGAUCCUGAUAUUGACCGCGAAAGGAACUACAAUGCUCAGGAUUUAGCCUUAUUCGUGGAAACCAAUCUCCCGAAAUUGUUACCGGAACAACGUGAUGUUUACGAUACGCUCGAGGAAGCAAUUAGGAUGCGUGAAGGAGGGUUCUAUUUUCUAGAUGCACCAGGGGGGACAGGAAAAACCUUUCUUAUAUCGCUUCUCUUGGCGAGAAUUCGAUCUCAGGGUAGGCUUGCACUAGCAAUGGCUUCAUCUGGUAUAGCAGCAACACUCCUGGAUGGAGGGCGAACAGCACAUUCAGCUCUCAAGCUCCCUUUAAAUUUGCACACAGUUGAUACUCCCACAUGUAAGGUGACUAAAAAGUCGGGCAUGGGAAAAGUUCUCCAAACUUGUGAGCUUAUUAUAUGGGAUGAAUGUACGAUGGCACACAAAAAAGCACUGGAAGCUUUAGAACGUUCAUUGAGAGACCUGAGAGGAAAUGAAAAACUAUUUGGAGGAGCACUGAUACUUUUAUCUGGGGAUUUCCGUCAAUCACUGCCAGUGAUACAACGAUCGACACCCGCUGACGAACUGAGUGCGUGCUUAAAACUGUCCUUCUUAUGGCGGCAUGUGAAGACGCUGACACUGACGACUAACAUGCGUGUGCGCCUACAGGACGAUAUGUCGGCUGAGAAAUUCGCGAAACAGUUACUCGAUAUAGGGUGUGGAAACAUUCCAACUGAUGAAUCUGCAAGAAUGACUCUGCCCGUUGAUUUUUGCACGAUGACAUCGUCUAAGGAGGAUUUGAUUGAGAAUGUCUUCCCACAAAUCGCAGUCAACUAUACGAACCGGACAUGGCUGAGCGCGCGAGCUAUUUUGGCUCCCACUAACAGGGAUGUUGAUGAUAUUAAUUUAUCCAUUCAAGAAGAGAUUCCAGGUUGCGAAGAAACAUACAAAUCGAUAGAUACCGUGUUGCACCAAGAUGACGCCGUCAAUUACCCGACCGAGUUCCUCAAUUCGCUCGAUUUACCUGGCAUGCCACCGCAUCUUCUCAGAUUGAAAGAGGGAGUGACGAUCAUCUGUCUUCGAAAUAUUCAUCCCCCAAGACUGUGUAACGGUACGAGACUCUCAGUCAAGAAACUCACGAAAAAUGUUAUUGAAGCGACAAUUUUGUCUGGUAAAUUCGGUGGUGAGCAUGUUUUGCUGCCCCGGAUUCCGUUAACCCCAUCAGAUGUUCCUUUUGAGUUCAGAAGGUUGCAAUUUCCCGUACGGCUCGCAUUCGCAAUGACGAUCAAUAAGGCUCAAGGUCAAUCUCUGCAAGUUUGUGGCUUGAACUUAGAAAACCCGUGUUUUUCGCAUGGACAACUGUACGUGGCCUGUUCUCGAGUUGGAAAACCAUCGAAUCUAUUCGUCUACACACCUGAAGGGAAAACAAAGAAUAUCGUUUAUGCAAAAGCACUCAUAUGA
Galendromus occidentalis (western predatory mite) is the source of this 1890-nucleotide messenger RNA. RefSeq names its product ATP-dependent DNA helicase pif1-like. The transcript has a single exon. Gene Ontology annotation, biological process: telomere maintenance; DNA repair. Bases 1 to 1890 code for a protein of 629 amino acids. NCBI's taxonomy places the organism in Eukaryota, Metazoa, Arthropoda, Arachnida, Mesostigmata, Phytoseiidae. The record is from RefSeq and is a predicted model, not a curated record. Gene Ontology annotation, molecular function: DNA helicase activity.